Molecule: messenger RNA, 6287 nt
Organism: Odontomachus brunneus
Lineage: Eukaryota; Metazoa; Arthropoda; Insecta; Hymenoptera; Formicidae
Exons: 5
Coding region: 4116-4877 (253 amino acids)
Source: RefSeq, a predicted model, not a curated record
AUCAGCAAUUGGGAAAUAGUAUAUCCUGAAAUAGUGACAAGAGUAAGGUACAUUAUUUUAAGUAUCAUCAAAAGUAUCUCAAAUAAGACCUAUUGUAACUUUACGAUGUCAACGUUGUCAACAUUAUGUCGUUGUUUUUACUUUACCUUCAUGACGAAAAAUAGAUAUUUUAUAACUGUUAAUUAUCGACACGAUCGAUUGUGCGCGUGUGAUGUUUCAUAAAGAGCGAGAAUUCGUGUAGUCUUGUUCGCACAACAGGUUGCGCAACAAUUUCUCUGAUGAAAUCAAGUGCGUAUCAAAUACUCACGACUGCAAGUCACUGCUUGCAUGAGCUUGCACGACAUAAUUAGUUAUGACAGAAAUCGAAUGACAGCAAACGAUGUAAGUAGUGAUUUAUUAUACCUUUAUCUGACAGAUAAAAGUACAAUAAAGACACUUAAGUUUUCUUGUUACAAUCUUCUGUUACAGUUGUAUUGUUGCAUGUUUCGUUUACUGUUACUUCGGCUUUUGUUACUAUCGAAUGCCGGGCAAGCUUGUUAAUAUUGGCUCACAAUAGUGAUUAUUUCAUGCGCUUCUCACUUUAUCGAGAAAAAACAUGUGGAAACUGGUAUGCAAACAAAUGUACACUUUAUUUUAAUAAAUUUUCGAUACUUUCUUCCCGAAGCAGGUUGAAAAGCAACCCCGAUCGUUCCAUGAGAGAACUUGUUUUUCAAUAACUACCCAAAGUUAUGUUCGCUCAUUGAACAAUCGAUUGUAUCUUAAACUGCAUCAAGAAAAAAAUAUCCUACCUACAUUGAUAGCAAGUAUCCAAUUACACGGAAAAUGUAUACACGUGUUCAUGAGAAUUCCAGAUAAGACAACGACAGUUUAACCGUUUUCUUUUUCUAAAGAAGAAAAGAAAUUCUCUACAAAGCGUUUGUGAUUCUGACAUUUUUACCAAAAACGAAAGUGGAAAAAAAUAAAGUAUGGAAAUUUACUUGUACUUUGAACAAACGUAAUAAAUAACUACAAACAUAACAAACUAUUUUUGAUAUUAUAACGUUCAUUGUAAGCAAUUGUAUUUGUAAGUAAUCAUGACUUUACGUAAAUUUGACUUUACGUCUCAGGGGCAUGGUUCGUGCAAUUUUGUGCAGCAAAAGUCGACGUUAGUUAAUACCCUUAAAAGAAAAAAAAUAUUACAGAAGAAAUAUUUUUAACUAUAACUUUUUUUAAUACAAUCUCUCUUUUAUGAAAUCAUAUUAUCCUGUUAAAGAUACAUAUGAACAUUCUACUCUCAAGAUUUCAAAAAAAUAUAACUUAUAUAAACAAGAGCUGGUCGAUUAUUUCCAUGUAAAUAGACGUCUUAAAGAACGGUGAUGACAAAUCUCGCGAUUUUGCGAGAACGUUCGGAGGAUAUUUAGAUUUAACACUGUCCUCUCGAAAAGCGAAAAGUCUUAUCUAAAUAUUAAACAACGAGAUCGCACGUAAUCUACAUCGUGUUGUAAUGUGAACUUUGUGUCCAAAAUACAAAUUCUGACGCAUUGAGCAAGCAGAUUUGCGAGAGACGUGGAAACAAGAAUAAAACGAGAUAGUUAUCAAAAUCUGUUGUCGUCAAAAUCUCAUAACAAGAAUACAUUGCUGAUUGAUUGGUAAAUUCGCGUCAGAAUUUUUUGCUACUUCGUUAACUUUCAAUUCAACCACAGGAUUCAAUUCUAUCACGAUGCGCGUUAUUUUCGCGGUCCUCGUUGCAACGUGCAACUUAGUCGCGGUGAAAUCGGCCAUGAGCUUCAGAAAUAUAUUUCCAAACAUACGCAGAUGCGGACAUAUUCAGCUAAUGUUAAAUAAAUGCAUACAGCAGAACAUAAAAGCGAUGCAGCCUUACUUAUCCCGUGGUAUUCCGCAAUUAAACAUAUUCCCUCAUAACCCGUAUCUCAUCGAUAAGUACACGGUCCGCAUGAAGGAUGUAAUAUUUAACGGCAAUGCGACGUUUACGAAUAUAUGGAUCUAUGGUCUAACAGAAUAUGAAAUAUAUAAAGUCGAAUAUAUCGGACCAUCGUUAGAAAUGAGAAUUGACGCUUUCUUCCCAUAUAUUGAAUUUUUCGCUUACUACGAUAUUAACGGUGUUUUGUUUAAUACACCCAUAAAAAGACGAAUGCAGCCAAUGAGCAUAACUUGUACAGACGUCAGAGCUUUUAUCCUGCUGAACGGUACACGUUAUGUAAAAGACGAUAGACUGAUAUAUUUCAAAGUGGAAACAGCACCCAUGGAUUUACAUAUGAGAGUAGCCAAGAUCAAAUUGCAUAAUUUAGAAGACAGCUUGUACAACAAUCUGCGCUUCAAUGAAUAUCUGGACGCAAUGUUUGAAACAUAUUAUCCUCAAAUAAUGAUAAAAGUCGGGUAUUUCGCUUCACAAAUUAUCAAGACAACCGCAGAUAAGAUUUCCUGGAAUUUCCCAAUAUCAACGUUGCUACUUUAAAUAAACAUCUGAUCAACAAGUGGGAAAUAGUAUAUCCUGAAAUAGUGACAAGAAUCGGAUACAUUGUUUUAAGUAUUAUCAAACCAAUCACAAAUAAGGCCUACUGGAACUGUCGAUAUCAACGUUAUUACUAUUAGAGCGUGUCGUUUUUACUUCACCAUCGUGACGAGAAAAUAGAUUUUCUACAAUAAUAUUCUAUGUUAAUUAUCGGCACGAACGAUUGUGCACGUGUGAGAUGUUUUAUAAUGAGCAAGAAUGCAUGUAAUCUUGUUCGCAGAACGGGUUGCGCAACAAUUCUCCUGAUGAUUUAAACGCGUAUCAAACGCUCACGAUAGCAAAUCGCUGCUCGCACGGAUUUGCACGACAUAAUUAGUUAUGAUAGAAAUCGAAUGAUAGCACACGAUGUAAGUAGUGAUUUAUUAUACCUUUAUCUAAUAGAUAAAAGUACAAUAAAGACACUUAAGUUUUCUUGUUACAGUCUUCUGUUACUAGUUGUAUUGUUGCAUGUCUCGUUUACUAUCACUUCGGCUCCUGUCAUCACCGAUUGCCGAGCAAACUUGUUAGUAGUGGCUCACAAUAAAGACCAUUUCAUGCGCUUCUCACUUUAUCGAGAAAAAACAUGUGGAAAUUGUUGUGCAAACAAAUAAACACUUCAUUUUAAUACAUUUUCGACACUUUCUCCACGAUGCAGGUUGAAAGGUAACUCCGAUCGUCACAUGAGGGAACUUGUUUUUCAAUAAUUCUCAGAAAUUAUGUGCGCUCAUUAAACAAUCGAUUGUAUUUCAAACUGCAUCAAGAGAAAAAUAUCCAACCUAUAUUGAUACCAAGUAUCCCAUUACACGGAAAAUGUAUACAUGUAUCCGCGAGAAUGUCAGAAUAGAAAUCGACAAUUAAGCUAUUUUCUUUUCCUGGAGAAGACGAAAGAAAUUCUCUACAAUGCAUUUGCGAUUCUGACAUUUUUACCAAAACCGAAAGCGGAAAAGAAUAAAGUAUAGAAAUUUACUUGUACUUUGAACAGACGUAAUAAAUAGCUAGUAACAUGACAAACUAUCCUUGACAUUAUAACAUUAAUCGUAAACAAUUGUAUCUGUAAAUAAUCAUAAUGUAUAAAUUCGACUUUACGUCUCAGGGGCAUAGUUCGUGCAAUUUUAUGCAGCAAAAUUCGACGUCAGUAUCCGCAGAAGAAACAUUAUAGAAGAAAUAUUUUUAACUGUAAUAUUUCUCAAUAUAAUCUCUCUUUUAUGAAAUCCUGCAAAAGAUAUAAAUAAACACCCUGCUCUCAAGAUAUAAAGAAAAAACACUCGAGCUGGCCGAUUAUUUCCAUCUACAUAGUCGUCUUGAAGUAUGCUGAUCGAAAAUCGCGCGAUUUUGCGAAAAUUUCGAUUCGGCGUAUAAUCUUUACAUCUUACCAUUCUCUGAUUGUUCUCUGAUCUCAAUGUUAAACCACGAGACCACGGACGUGAUGUUCGUGUUUCACAUAUAAAUUCUGACACGUGGAGCCAGCAGAUCAGAGGAAGACGUGAAGACGAAACCAACACGUGGUAAUAAUUUAUUGUCGAAGUCUCAUCAUCAAAACAUUGCCAAUCAACCGGUAAAUUCGCGGUUUAGAGUCUCAUGGUAUUUCGACGCAUCGAUAAGUUUCAAUCUAGAAUCAGACACGAUGCAUACUAUUUUCGCGAUCCUCGUUGUAACGUGCAGCUUAGCGACGGUGAAAUCAUAUGCCGUGAGAUCUAACGAUAAUAAUGCAGACGUUUUAUCGCAGCUGUACACAUGUCGUGGCAAAAACAACUUAAAACAAUGCAUAAAAGAUACCUUAGAAUCGCUGAGGCCUUACUUAGCCAAUGGAAUUCCGGAUUUGAAUUUACCGGGUUGCGAACCAUAUCAUAUAAAGCGUUACGAAUUUGAUUUAAAACAUCGAUUUAAUGGUACUGCGACUUUCAAGGAUAUAAUUAUCUACGGUCUAACAAAUUUCACGAUAAAUAAUGUCGAAUCUACUUUUGAUAUGCGUAAAAUUAAAUUUGAGGUGUACUUUCCACACAUUCAAGUGUACGCUUUCUAUGACAUAAUCGGUGAAGUGUACCAUAUACCUAUAAAAUACGGAAACAAUAUGACUGAGGAUUUCUUGGACAUCACAUCCCAUAUUAUUAUAAAGGGUGUAUAUGACGAGAACAGUAACAAUCUAGAAUACGAACUACAAGAUUAUAGGAUCGCAGUGAAUUUGAAUGUUAAAGACGACAAUAGAGAGUCACGCCGUAACAAACGGUUGAUCCCCGAGCAAUGGGACAAAUUCCUUACGUAUCUCUUCACCGGCUGGUUUGCGCCUGAAAUACUUAACAAAGUCGAGAGGGACGCUUCCAAUAUUAACAGGAGAAACUCAAAACAUGUCGUGAGCCAUCCAAUGUCACAAAUAGUACGUUACUAAGUACGUUGUUUUCAUCGUUAUGAUAAAAAUUGUUUUAUUACAAUUGUUAGUCAUCAGCACAAUCAAUUUAAGGGGUCAUGCUAUCCUGACGCGUUGGAAAAACGUCUGAAAUCGCUUUUUUUUCGACACUACUAUAAGUUAUUAAGAUUUUCUUUAUUUGCAAUGUUUAGUACAUGUUUUUGUGAAAAUUUUGUGGAAAUGGUUUUAAAAAGUAGCCGAGUUGUAAGACGUUUCGCGAAGCUCCUUUGCGCACGGAUAGUGUAUACGAUAUCUUCAAAAACCAAUUACUCAAUUAAUUUCUACUUUGAUACACAUGCUCUUUAACAAAAUUUUCUAGGGCGCAACGUACGAUCAAAUUUAUAUCUUUUAGAUAAAAUUAAUUACUUUUUAAUAAUAAAUGUGUAAAGCUAAAUCUUUUAGACAAAAAUUGAAUUUUUGUUUUCAACUUACUGUGAUUUCUACAAUUCUCUAUUUCUCUCAGAACCUCUACAUUGCGCUCUGGAUAAUCUUAUAAAAAUAUGUGUUAAAAAUAUGUGUAACAAAUUAGAAACCAAUGGGACAAUUGGUUCUCAAAAUGUCGAGUAUAUCAUCAAUGCGCGUUUGAGCAAAGCAACUUCGUGAGACAUGUAUAUAAUCCUAUAACUCGGGUAUAUUUUUUUAAAUCACUCAUAAAAUGUUCAUCAAACCAUAUACUAAACAUCAUAAUUAAAGAAAAUUGUUCAUAAUUUAUAAUAACUGCGUUAAAAAAAUUAAUGAUUCUUGACUUUUUCAGUGGCUCAAAAUAAUAUAAUUCCUUAAAUUAACCUAGUUACGUAGACACACGUUGCACGAUUUCAUACUUCUCGACGUACAUGCUAACCGAAAUGCACUGUAAACAGCUUAUUUUAUUGCAUAGAUCUUCCAUUGUACGAUAGUCUUUAGUUAAUUGAUUCUUGCUGCCUAGAAGGUUUCAAUUAGCAUGCAUGGCAAAAGAUAUGAAAUUGCGAAAUGUGCGACACUAGUCUUAAAGUUCCUGACUAAGUAAUAUUUCACUUACAAUCGUUUGUAAAAUGUACUCUAAUAUUGCGAAAAGUGCGAUUCAAAUAGUCACGAUUGCAAACCAUUGCUCGCGAGUUUGCAGGUCAAUUGUUUAUCACAGAAGUCGAAUGAUUAUAUACGGAGUUAACAGUGGCUUUUAAUUAUAUUUUUACUUGAUAAAUAAAAGUAUCAUAAAAGUACUUAAUUCUUUUUAUAGCUCUCCAUUACAGUUGUAAUGUCGGGUGACUUAUAUACUAUCACUUCGGCUACUAUCAUAACUAUUCACCAUGCAAGUUCGUAAAUGGUAGCUCGCAAUCGUGACAUCGAUGAUUUCAUAUAUGUAUAUAUAUGUUCUAACGUCAAUGAAAAAAAAUUUACGAAACGCUAACUAAA